CCCCUUCUUUCUGUCUGGGCUUUCGGGAGGAGAGCUGCCGCUCCUGCUGUCGCCGCUGCAAUUGGCCAUCGUUUUCCUUCCACUUGGGGCCGUUGUUUUCAUCUCCAUGGGGACAGCAGCAUCUAAAGACGAACCCUCUUCUGCACAGAGUCCAGAGGCUUCAACUGCCUUCAGCAUGAUGGACAUCUUCCUCUUCUCCAUUGUCAUUGGUCUCCUGACCUACUGGUUUUUCUUUCGUAAGAAGAAAGAGGAGAUCCCAGAGUUUUCAAAAAUCCAGACACCAGGAGCAGGAACAACUGAGCAGUCAGCAAAUGAAAACAGUUUUAUUGAAAAAAUGAAAAAGACGGGAAGAAACAUCGUGGUAUUCUAUGGAUCUCAAACAGGCACCGCCGAAGAAUUUGCCAACCGCCUUGCAAAAGAUGCUCAACGUUACGGGAUGCGGGGCAUGUCUGCUGAUCCAGAAGAAUAUGACUUGUCGGACCUGAGUCAUUUAGCGGAAAUUGAUAAGUCUCUGGCAGUCUUCUGCAUGGCCACCUAUGGAGAAGGGGAUCCCACCGAUAAUGCCCAAGAUUUCUACGACUGGUUGCAAGACACAGAUUCCAAACUGUCUGGUAUAAAAUACGCGGUGUUUGGACUUGGGAACAAAACUUACGAGCAUUUUAACGCCAUGGGGAAAUUUGUAGAUAAGAAGCUGGAGGAACUCGGAGCUCAGCGGAUAUAUGAACUUGGCAUGGGAGAUGAUGAUGGAAACCUGGAAGAAGAUUUCAUCACUUGGCGUGAACAGUUUUGGCCAGCUGUGUGUGAACAUUUUGGCGUGGAAGCCACAGGCGAUGAAUCCAGUAUUCGGCAGUACGAGCUGGUGGUUCACAAAGACAUCUCCCCAAGCAAAGUUUAUAAGGGUGAAAUGGGACGCCUCAAGAGCUAUGAGAACCAGAAACCACCAUUUGAUGCCAAGAAUCCCUUUUUGGCUCCAGUUUCUUUGAACCGGAAGCUCAACCAAGGUGGAGAGAGGCACCUCAUGCAUCAUGAACUGGACAUCACUGGCUCCAAAAUCAG
Messenger RNA from Thamnophis sirtalis, 1056 nucleotides. Lineage: Eukaryota; Metazoa; Chordata; Lepidosauria; Squamata; Natricidae. The record is from RefSeq and is a predicted model, not a curated record.